Messenger RNA from Cryptosporidium ubiquitum, 717 nucleotides. RefSeq lists its product as uncharacterized. The record is from RefSeq and is a predicted model, not a curated record. The transcript is spliced from 2 exons. Bases 1 to 717 code for a protein of 238 amino acids. Lineage: Eukaryota; Apicomplexa; Conoidasida; Eucoccidiorida; Cryptosporidiidae.
AUGAAACUAAGUAAUACGAUAUGUGGAGUUUCGUUGGGUGUAAUUUUUCUAUUUUUCUUAGGAAAUGUUGUUGGGGUACAUAUAAAUAAAGAAUUACAUAAUUUGAGUAUUGAAAGUGAGGGAAGUAUUAAAGCGGAUAAUUCUACUAAAAGUUCUUCAGGAAGUGAGGGAAGUGUUAACACAAACAAUUCUACUAAAAGUUCUUCAAGUUCUGUUAAUAAUAUCAACAAUUCGACUGUUAAAGGCAAAGAACAGGAGGUUGGUAGCCAAAAUUUAAUAGGAAAUAGAACAGGUAGUAGCAACAAUAUUACUGCAGAAAUAAAUAAUAAUAAUGUGACAAUUAAUCAAAAUAUGACAGAAAUAAAUAAAAAUGGAACAAUCAGCCAAAAUAAGACAGAAAUAAGUAGCAAUAAUAAUAGCACAGAUUCAGAAAAAUACCACAUAUAUAGUGGGGAAUUUGAUGUUAAGACAACAUUAUUUGAGAAUGGAAUUGCGUAUGAUGUAAACACUGGUUUACCAAUACUUCCAAAUUUAAUGAGCAAACUUGAAAAUGAUUAUGAUUUUGAUGAUAUGCCAGCUUUAAAGGAAGCCCUGGAAGUGGAGAUAGGAUGGAUUAUUAUUGGAAUAUGUCUAGGAUUGUUGGCUAUUAUGAUUAUUACAGUUACAACAGUCUCUGUUAUUAAACAUAGAAAGAAUAGAGCAAGAAGGGAAGCUUAA